Messenger RNA from Neospora caninum, 615 nucleotides. RefSeq lists its product as hypothetical. Lineage: Eukaryota; Apicomplexa; Conoidasida; Eucoccidiorida; Sarcocystidae. The record is from RefSeq and is a predicted model, not a curated record. The transcript has 4 exons. The coding region runs from base 1 to 615 and encodes 204 amino acids.
AUGUUGCCUGCUAGCUUGCUAGGUCGGGCGUCCUCUUUUGUGCCCUCGGUGCGCUGCGGGUUUCUCUCCGGCACGAAGAGGCAUAUUGCCAACCUGCCGUAUCACUCUCAGGUACCGUCGCCUCCUCCCAGGGAGUACAAUCCCGACGGCUCGCCUAAGGUUUACCGCCUAAAUCAGAUCAGCUACGAUCACAGCUACGACUGGGAAAGGUGGUCCUUCCUUCCCGUUGGAGUUUUCCACACCGCUUACCGCGGAGUGUUUGCGAGAGACUCCAGACCUCUCCAGGCCUUCCUUCUUCAGUAUCACACCGCCGUCAUCGCCGUCCCAAUUUUCCUUCUGAUCACAUUAACCACAUUCGUCUUCUGCAGUGUUGGCAUCUACGGCAUCCGACCAAAGCGUUUCACGAUUGAGUGGAUGGAGGCGAGUAAGGAGCGUGAUCGAGCGGAGAACUCCAACCCCUGCACUCGCUACCUGGAUCGCAGACGCAAGGAACGCGGACCCAACUGGAUCGUGGAGGACUUCCUCCCCACGCACCCGUUUUUUCUAAACAUGGGCCGAUUUCACUCGGAUACGGAGUACCACAAGUGGAAAGCCUCGACGGAAAGUGAAGAGUAG